This is a messenger RNA of Closterium sp. Yama58-4, 1920 nucleotides long. Lineage: Eukaryota; Viridiplantae; Streptophyta; Zygnematophyceae; Desmidiales; Closteriaceae. The record is from the annotation of a GenBank genome assembly.
AUGACACAUAGCCAGGCCAAGGAGGACGUUUUACAGGCCAUAGAUACGCUGAAUGAUCACAUGGUGCAUACCAUGUGCAUGCCAGCACAUGCCAGCGGUGACCAACUCCUAAAGGACUUGCAUUGGGAGGACCUGCAACAAGGGCACGUGCAGCAAGAGGGCGUUCCUUGGGGGCCUGCCCCCAAGGCACAAGGGCCGGGGAGAUACAAUGAAGAGGAAGACGAGGCGAAGACAAAGGCCAAGUGGCGUAACAGGGGAGAGCCACUGCAGGAGCCGUGGCAAGAGGGUGAUGGUGAUGGUGGUGGGAGGAAGCAGUGGUGGUAUGCGACAAUCAGCACAGGGUGCUCUAGUCUCGACUCUCUUCUGGGCGGCGGCUUGCCCCUGGCUGCUGUGACUGAAAUCACUGGCGCUGCUGGUGCAGGCAAGACGCAGUUCUGUCUGCAAGCCGCUGCUGUAGCUGCAAUCGCCCCACUGCUGCUCGCCCAAUCCGAUACCUCAAAAUCCUUGCAAUACCAGGGCAGUACUCCAGCUUCACACAGCUCAACCCCCCAAGGCGGCACGCCGCCCAGAACAGGGUCGGCAGUGCCGCCCGGUGUACAGUCAACAGCAGUUCCGCCCAGCAGGGGGUCGUCGGUGGCGUUUGUGGACACGGCUGGGAGCUUCUCUGCUGCACGCAUCGCCACUGUGAUUGGGCGAAUGAUGGGGUCGAGAGAGAGAUGCCAGGAAUCGAGGGCCAUUGUGACCCGGGCCUUGAAAGCAGUGGUGCGCAUGAAGGCAUAUGAUAUCCACUCACUACUGUCCCUCCUGGCAACCAUUGCAGAGCACAAGAGGAAAGCCACACAGUCGUCGGAUUUCUUCUCCGUGCUUCGCCUGCUUAUUAUUGACUCUGCCUCUGCCGUUGUCUCUCCUGUGCUUGGGGGCCAUGGUCCACAAGGUCACGCCCUGAUGAUAAGUCUCAGUCGCAUGAUUCGCUUGCUGGCCAACGAGUUCGGACUUGCUGUACUGAUCACUAACCAUUCAGUGUCUAGUGAAGAUGGCACAUUCAAGCCGGCAUUGGGGGAGAGCUGGAAGGUGACACCGCAUGUGAGGCUCGUCUUGGAUCGAGAUUACGACUCGGAUUAUUGUCAGAUCACGCUUGCAAGGCACCCGUCUUUGCCUAGUGGCGCAUCCACAGUUGUGAAGCUUGGGAAAUAUGGCAUUAGACGAUUCUUACGGCUGUCAGCCGCAGCGGCUUCGAGCGACGACGCGUCCUCACCAGACAACGAUACCUCCGCUCCAACGGACAACGAAGCCGACGCGCUAACGGCGGAGUUCCUGCGGUUUGUGUCGGAAACGCAGCAGCAGUGGCCGCUGGCGGACCGCCACCCCACGGCGCUGCUUCCGCCGACCGCCGUGGUGCGCGCGCAGAUGGACGCGCUGAUGCGCAAUGACUGGCCGGAGGCGGACAGCGGCGUGCAGACAGCGUUCAACUUCGCCAUGCCUCAUAAAGUGGACGAGAUUCUGCCUGGAUCGGCCCGGCCGCCAGUGAAGGAGGCGCGAGCAUGGGACGCCAGUGAGCGGUACCUGUCAGUGGAGGGCUUUAAGAAGCUGCUGCGGGAACCCAUGUACGCUGCUCUGCUGCACUGCGAGUCGUGGGAGUUCGCAUCCCCCAUGACCUUCCAUGGCAAGGCUGACAGCAAGGCUCUGCAAGCAGUGAAGGUUCGCGCUGCACCCACUGCUGCCGUCACUCCCUCGUCAUCCUCUGCUGCUACUGCUGUAGAGGCUGCAAUGGAUGGUGGUGCUGCUGAUGGUGGUGCAGAGUUGCUUGGGCGGACAAGAGAGUACACCUACACGUUCUGCUUGCAAAAGGUAUUGGAGGGAGCUUUCAAAGGAUGCUGGAUGGUAGUGGGCCUUCGCGUUGGUGACUAUGCCAACGUGUGA